UAUAUCAUAAAAUCGUCCAUUUCCAAUUUUCCAUACAUACACCCCCAAGAAAAAGGACGGUUUAGAUUCCUUGCAAGGUGUCACUUGUAACCACUUAGUUUGUCUUUGUCGGAGUGUAAUUUUAGAGCCCCAGCAACAGUACGUAAAUCUCUCCUUAAUUUUAAUGUUUGUUUCCAUGGAUGAUUAGGUGAGGUGAUGAUGCCGGACUUACUGGGUUACAUGUGGGCCUGUUUACGUAUUGGCAAGAUUGGUUUCUUGGCCAUUUUGGUUUCUGGAGGAAUUGUGUUGCAAAUCUUGGCAUGUGCCUUGUACAAUAACUGGUGGCCGAUGCUAACUGUAAUAAUGUACGUGCUUCUUCCAAUGCCUUUGCUGUUCUUUGUGGGUUCUAAUAGUUCCUCACUUCUCACAGAAUCUGAUAGUGGUUGGGUCAAUGCAACAAAGUUCCUGACCGGAGCUUCAGCAAUUGGAAGCAUUGCAAUACCAGUUAUUUUAAAGCAUGCCGGUAUUAUUGGAUGGGGAGCGCUAGCGAUGGAGCUGUCAUCAUUUUUUGUAUUUGUCAUUGCCAUAAUGUGUUACAUAGGCAUGAGCGAUGAUGAUGAUUACAGUAUGCUCUGAGAUGCAGCCACUUGAUUCAUAAGUGUAAAAAAAUGUUGAUUUUAGUGCUUUGCAGGACACUUUUCUUUCUUGUUACAGCGAGCCACACCUUCAUAUAUGUGUGCUUACUGUUCAGCAAACAUGGUGUUCUAAUUGAAUGAUAUAUAUUGUACA
Molecule: messenger RNA, 768 nt
Organism: Populus nigra (black poplar)
Lineage: Eukaryota; Viridiplantae; Streptophyta; Magnoliopsida; Malpighiales; Salicaceae
Product: vacuolar protein sorting-associated protein 55 homolog
Exons: 5
Coding region: 196-615 (139 amino acids)
Biological process (GO): late endosome to vacuole transport via multivesicular body sorting pathway
Cellular component (GO): endosome
Source: RefSeq, a predicted model, not a curated record